Molecule: messenger RNA, 1073 nt
Organism: Aphanomyces invadans
Lineage: Eukaryota; Oomycota; Saprolegniomycetes; Saprolegniales; Verrucalvaceae
Exons: 4
Coding region: 51-944 (297 amino acids)
Biological process (GO): CDP-choline pathway
Molecular function (GO): choline-phosphate cytidylyltransferase activity; phosphatidylcholine binding
Source: RefSeq, a predicted model, not a curated record
CCUACAUUAGCUGCGGCUGCACGGCGAAGUUGUUGGUUCACCACAUCAUCAUGGCGAAGCCCUCGAAACAGGAAAAGCGGAAGCGCCAAGAAGCUGAGGAAGCAGAGGAGGAAGACCACCAUCAUGAUGAAGAAUCCCCGAAAGCUGCCGAUUCGACGCCGGCACCCAAGAUUGAACCACUUGUCGUCCAGGGGCGGGAACUGAAAGAAGGCGAACCCGGCACGCUGACAGGUCGACCCCUCCGUCUCUUUGCCGACGGCAUCUUCGACUUGUUUCACUUUGGACAUGCGCGAGCGUUGCAGCAAUGCAAGCAAGCGUACCCGAACGUCCAUCUCUUGGUGGGGGUGUGCAGCGACGAAGUGACGCAUCGGCUGAAGGGCCAAACAGUCAUGACCGAAGACGAGAGAUACGAGUCUGUCCGCCAUUGUAAAUGGGUCGACGAAGUGAUUGAAGGCUCGCCAUGGGUGCUCACUGAAGAAUUUCUCGACGAGCACAACAUUGACUUUGUCUGCCACGAUGCGAUUCCCUACACGGACACGAGCGGUACCGCCGGCGACUCGGGCGACGUGUACGGCCACAUCAAAGCCAUCGGCAAAUUCCACGAAACAACUCGUACCGAAGGCAUCUCGACGAGCGACUUGAUCAUCCGCAUCAUUAGCGAAUACGACACGUUCAUCCGUCGCAAUUUGAAGCGCGGGUACUCUGGGAAAGAAAUGAAUGUUCCGUUCCUCAAGGAGAAAGCAAUCCAGAUCGACAUGGCGAUGGACAAAGUCAAGCAUGACAUCGACGUCGUCGUGCACAACUUUCUUGGAAAGGCCGAAGAUGCGCAGCAUUCGUUCCUCAACAUGUUCUCCAAGGAAGGCGCGCUCCGCACCGGCCUCCGCAAGCGCCGAAAGAUCCUGCAGGACAGUCUCAAGGACAUGGCGCGUGAAGGCCUGUGCUAAGUCACAUCAUCGCCACUCGUUGCAUAGUUUCAUAAGCGCUGCCUUACUACUACACCUUUAGCUGUCGAAAAUGGCGCAAUGUCGUACUGAGAGAAAAAUGCCUGAGCAUGCUCCCGUCCCCAUCCUCUU